UUAGCUGCAGAGAUGCAAGUUACAGCUGCACUGAUUCACCGCACAGAAGAUACUCUUUGUGGAUUAUUAUAACAUGGAGCUGGUUGUUUAAACCCCAGUUUACUGCAGCCAGGGAAUAGAAUCAUUUUUAAGAGUUUGGAAUUGGGAGAACAUUUUAUCUUCUUUCUUUUUUUUUUUAUUCAAUUCCAUUGUUCUCUAACUGUGUUAACCCAUGGAGAGUUGCGACCUUAGUUUUAUCCCUUUCCUGGUGGAAUUGUUCUGUGUCUGCUGGGUGAUGAGAGUAUGAAGCCUACAGGAUGGGAGCGAACAAUGGCAAGCAGUACGGCAGUGAGGGCAAAGGCAGCUCAAGCAUCUCAUCCGACGUGAGUUCAAGUACAGAUCACACGCCGACGAAAGCCUUAAGGAAUGUGGCUACUAGCGAAGACUCGGACCUGAGUAUGCGAACACUGAGCACACCAAGUCCUGCACUCAUAUGUCCCUCAAAUUUGCACAACUUUCAGAAUGGGAGAGGUUCCUCCACAUCUUCCUCCUCUAUCACUGGAGAGACAGUUGCAAUAGUUCAUUCACCACCCCCCACACGCCUGACCCAUCCUCUAAUACGUGUUGCAUCUAAGCACCAAAAGGAACAGGCCAACACUGACCGUCUGCCUGAUCAGUGCAUCAUCCAGAUAUUCUCUUACUUGCCAACUAACCAACUAUGCCGCUGUGCUCGGGUAUGCCGAAGGUGGUAUAACCUGGCAUGGGACCCUCGACUGUGGAGGACUAUUCGGCUGACUGGAGAAACUAUAAAUGUGGACAGGGCUUUAAAGGUGCUGACCCGUAGACUUUGUCAGGACACACCCAACGUCUGUCUGAUGUUGGAGACAGUAAUUGUUAGUGGCUGCAGGCGGCUCACAGAUAGAGGACUUUAUAUCAUCGCCCAAUGUUGCCCAGAACUGAGGAGGCUAGAGGUUUCCAACUGUUACAACAUCUCCAAUGAGGCUGUCUUUGAUGUGGUAUCGCUGUGUCCGAAUCUGGAGCACUUAGAUGUGUCAGGUUGUUCUAAGGUAACCUGUAUCAGCCUAACCCGUGAGGCUUCCAUCAAGCUGUCCCCAAUGCACGGCAAACAGAUAUCCAUUCGCUAUUUGGAUAUGACAGAUUGUUUUGUCCUGGAGGAUGAAGGUCUGCACACCAUUGCAGCACACUGCACUCAGUUAACUCAUCUAUACCUGCGUCGCUGCAUCCGCAUUACUGACGAAGGCCUCCGAUACAUCAUGAUAUACUGCACGUCCAUCAAGGAACUUAGUGUAAGUGACUGCCGCUUUGUAAGUGACUUUGGCAUGCGUGAGAUUGCAAAGCUGGAGUCUCGCUUGCGGUACUUGAGCAUAGCCCACUGUGGUAGGAUUACAGAUGUGGGUAUACGUUACAUUGCCAAGUACUGUAGCAAGCUGCGUUACCUCAAUGCACGAGGAUGUGAAGGCAUCACAGACCAUGGGGUAGAGUACCUUGCCAAAAAUUGCACAAAACUCAAGUCAUUGGACAUUGGAAAGUGCCCUUUAGUGUCUGACAUUGGUCUGGAGUUUUUGGCUCUGAACUGCUUUAACUUAAAGCGUUUGAGUCUGAAGUCAUGUGAGAGCAUUACUGGACAGGGACUGCAAAUCGUUGCUGCCAAUUGUUUUGACCUUCAGAUGCUCAAUGUGCAGGAUUGUGAAGUCUCCGUAGAUUCUCUAAGAUUUGUCAAACGUCAUUGCAAGCGUUGUAUUAUUGAACAUACAAAUCCUGCCUUUUUCUGACUGAACAUAUGUUGGGAAAAAAAAAAAAUAUGUCUUAAUUAUCUAGAAUCCUAUCUUAAAAACCGUGAAACGAUGACUAAAAGACAUAUAUACAUGUACAACAAAUUAUCUUUAUGAUUUUCAGCUUUUUAACAUGUGUAGAAGGAAUAAGCAAGCCUUAUUUGUGUAAUUAUUUCAAUCUACAACCCAAAUAACUAGCAACAGAGGCCAUGUAAUUAACGUGCAUUAACCAUUAAUGCAUAAUAUGCGUGUUUGUGAUUACACAGAUGAAAGAAAUUUGUGUUUUUAUACAUCUGAAUGUCAGUAUGUAACAAAAAUGUUUUGUCUAUGUCUGUUUAUAAUACAGAAAAUAUCUCCAAUUGUUUUUUUCUAUGCAUUGAAUGAGUGUAAAAAAUGACUGGGGGGAAACUCUAGCAACUUAAGUGCAGGUGGCACUUGUCUUUAUGCUAUUGGACAAAACUUUACCAGAGUGGUUACUACUCAUCAUGAUACCUUACUAUUCAGUGAAUGCACAUCACUUCUGUCACAGAUUGCAAGAAUGUUUUCGCUCCAAUAUGGUGGAAUCAAGUAUGAAGAUCUGGAGCUUGACCAAUCUGCACCAAUAAAGGGUUAAAAUAAGAAAGUCGCUUUGACGAGAGCUGCUCGCACAGAAAGAAAAACAAUAUCAUGGUGAGCAGUAACCAUGCCAUUGUAGUUUGUGCCCAGUAAUUAAAUGUCCCUUUAAAAUGACAAUGUAAUAAUAUUACAUUGAUAGUAAAAGUUGUUAAAAAAGAAAAAAAAUACAUCUUUUUUAAAGUUCUUUGUAUACCAUAAAGUACUGACUUAAUAAGCCUUUUCCCUUGUACUUUUUAAAUAAAGGAAAAUGCUGAUAGACCAAAGUGUAUCACCUUCUGCACCUUACUUACUAUCUCAUUAUUAGGAAUCAACUCAUUACGUCUUUGUUAUAUACACAUUUAUUUUAUUUAUAUAGAACAUUUGAUUUACUUUUCAAAUAAACUAAUGAUGUAAAUAUAGGUGUUUUUUCCCUAUAAAGUAAUUUGGCAAAUAUAUUAAACUAUUUUGGUAUUUUAUUUCCCCAGGAAUUUUGUAAUACCCUUAAAACGCCUAUAUAAUAAACAUAAUUACAUGCUCUA
Bombina bombina (fire-bellied toad) is the source of this 2905-nucleotide messenger RNA. It is a transcript of the gene FBXL7, whose product is annotated as F-box and leucine rich repeat protein 7. Gene Ontology annotation, biological process: SCF-dependent proteasomal ubiquitin-dependent protein catabolic process. Lineage: Eukaryota; Metazoa; Chordata; Amphibia; Anura; Bombinatoridae. Gene Ontology annotation, cellular component: SCF ubiquitin ligase complex. The record is from RefSeq and is a predicted model, not a curated record. Gene Ontology annotation, molecular function: protein binding. The transcript has 4 exons. Bases 297 to 1772 code for a protein of 491 amino acids.